AUGCCGAGGGUGACUAUGGUGGUGGAGGACUAUGGGGCGAUUGUUGCGAGGGCGUGGAGGACGAGGAUGGUGUGGAUGUGGACUGCGAGGAUGGUGAGGAAGUCGGGGUUUGUUUACGGUGAGGAAGACGAACGAGUUUGGCGGCAAGUUGGGACGACUCUCUCCACGGAGAGCAAUCAUUCAGCCAAAAGUUCAAAGUCGCCAUCGCUCCUCGGUUUAACCCGCCCGAUCAUGGAAGGCAUCGUCAUUGCCCUGGUCCCCCUAGCCUUGGGCGCCGGCGCCGGUACCACCCGACGCUGGGAAGCGAAGCACUGCCCCUUUCUCAGGAGAUUUCGGGAGGCCAUGGACAAGGAAAAGAGCAGGGAGACGGAAGUGGAAAUAUGCCGUCUAAGCGCCAUAGUAUCCUGGCUUCUCCUUCACCGCAUCCUCCUCGAUCGCGGAUUCCUCCUCCGCCAUGAACGCCCACGUCGAGGUAUCUUCGGCCUACGGCUAUGGCCAACCAGCACCGACCGCCGCGUUGCCGCCAUCAUAACGCUCACCACGGCAUUCUGGUUGAUCGCCGUCAUACUCGAAGUCGUCGCUAACGCGCCGUCAAUCCUCGAAGCCUUAGCAACCCUCUCUCAUGCUCCCAUCCUCCCUUCCCUCGUCCUGCUACUUUGGUACCUCCUAUCCGCCGCAGGCCCGCGCCUCUGGUCCGGCUCUCGCCUCCGGGGACUUUACGACUGGACUUCAGCGCUGCAGGGGCACCCGAUGCUUUUAUACGCAUUCAAGUCCCUCGUGAUCCUCAUGGUCGGGGUCCCAGCGUUCGCUUUACUUGCCACAUCUGCUGCCAACCAGGGAGACAUGCUCCACGGCAUCCUCUCCCUAGCAGGCCUCUUCCUCUUCCUCUCCGACACAGUUCUCCGCAACCCUUACGCCCACCACGCGCCCCAUCGCCACGGUCCCGAUGCACUCCGCAUCAUCCUCCCGACCACCCACCACGAGGGCACAGUCUACGUGCUUCCAGAUUUAGACUCGAACUCAGAAAACCGCGGGUUUGACGCGGUAUGGUCGCCCAAGAUACCAGAUGAACAUCGCGCGGCAGACGGGGAGAUUAUGGCGCUGUUCCAGCGGAUGCGAUCGAACCGGUGGGCACGAAGCGAGCCUCUAGAACGGUUGCGGGAGACGUUGGCGCAGUUUUAUAAGCGGGUGAGCGUUGAUGGGUUGGCGACGGAGCAUGUGGAGAGGUUGGCGCGAUGGAUUUAUGCUGCUCCGACGACGACGACGACCGGACAUUCGAAUGAAAAGGUGAACGAUAACGAUAAAACGAGCCGGAAGAUCGAGUGUCUUCGAGCUCCCGGGACUCAUCUUAUUGGCCGCGACUUGAUGUUUGCCCUGUGUCAUGCUGAGUACAUCGUUUUCAUGGCGCAGGGGCAACUGUCUCCUGAAACGAGGUCGAAGCUCGGUACCUUGAGAUUGAUGACAAGAAGCGGUGCGGCGAUGCAGUCGACAAGCGACAAGGUGGAAGCUAUAGGAUAUGCCAAUACGGGAUACGUAGGCUACCGGGAUGCGGUGGAACACGUCUAUGCCAUUUUUGGUUACUCUCCCAGCGAGAUUGACCGGUCGGCUCUCGAGUUUAGGGGUGUACAACCGCCUCGCUUCUCGUACGCACUUGAUGGAAGCCCGGAUACCAUCGAGGACCCAGUGCUUUUCGGUGCCUUUGUGGCGGGAUUCAUGUCGCGAACCCCAUGA
This is a messenger RNA of Neurospora tetraspora, 1731 nucleotides long. RefSeq lists its product as uncharacterized. The coding region runs from base 1 to 1731 and encodes 576 amino acids. NCBI's taxonomy places the organism in Eukaryota, Fungi, Ascomycota, Sordariomycetes, Sordariales, Sordariaceae. The record is from RefSeq and is a predicted model, not a curated record. The transcript has 3 exons.